Molecule: messenger RNA, 2715 nt
Organism: Sodiomyces alkalinus F11
Lineage: Eukaryota; Fungi; Ascomycota; Sordariomycetes; Glomerellales; Plectosphaerellaceae
Exons: 6
Coding region: 1-2715 (904 amino acids)
Source: RefSeq, a predicted model, not a curated record
AUGGCCACAUCCUACCCCUCAUCUUUUCUUGAAUAUCUUUGGCUAGCAGAGAGAAAACCCGAGGCUCGAACUGAGUUGGCGAACCGAAGCCGCGUCUUGGGAACAGCAGGUUUAGAGACACCACCAAUGGUUGUUUCCUUCGAGAUCCCCGUCCAUGAUGGCGGCUACCUCGGCUCAUCCCAACGCUGCAAACUGGACGAUGCCAGCGACCAUUCGAAGAUCUGUGGACGGCUGGUCGAACUCCCUUUGCGGCGUCGGCCUUCUCACCGGCACCGACGUGCCAUCAUCUUCCGUCCUGAUCAGAUCAGCCCCGAGCCCAUCUGGGUCAAGGUGGAUGAGCAAUGGAGAAUCACGGUAGAUUCUGUCCCUGAACCAGGACAGCCGGUUGUCCGCCAAAUGUGCGUGAACAUGGGCAUCACUGUCCAGGGGCAGGAGGUCGGACAUGCCAUCACUCUGGCCUGCAUUCACCCUUGCCCCUCCUCGGACGAGAGCAUCAACAAGAGCAUAUACUCUCUCGGCCCUCCAGGCCAAAUGUGUAUUUGGCAAGGAACCUACCUGGCCUACGCCUGGAAUCCAGUCCCCAUAAAGGAGCCGCCAACGACUGCCAGUACCACAACCACACCAUCGAAACGGAAAGGUCCUGAUGCGAAAGAGGCUCUCGUCGCCAUCCAGGACGUCGUCGACGUGACAGCUCGUGACUUUCGUUUCCUGCUCGACUACUUCCGCCACCACCAUUUCAACCCCGUCAUCGUGCAGCCACAGCGGUAUUCCGGGCCAAAAGUUAUGGCACUCAAGCUCAACAAUACCAAGAGCCGCGUCAUGAAAAAGCUCGGAGUCACCACCACGAAGGACUCCGUGGAACCCGUCGAGGUGGUCCCCGUCAUGGCCUCGACAACGGAUGGCUGCGGAGCGGAGGAAUCUCCCUGUUAUGCUGCUCGCCAUCUCGGAGUGGACUGGAUCUUGCGACCGGGCGUCAACCUAGACAGUCAAGGUAAUAUGCUGGGGUUCCUCAGGGACUACUCCAUGAAAUACGACUCCAUCAAGGGCACCUCGAUGCGCUGGGUCAACCACUGGAUGCGGACCGUCCGCACCGAAACCGGAACCGGAACCGAAACCGGGGCCCAAGGAGGCGAACGCGGCGGCGCCCAGAGCCCGACCAAGGUGGAGGAUGUGAUCAUCUCUCACCCCAGCGUCAUCGUACUCCACGGCAGCCCGCCCCGGAAGGUCACCAGGGAGCACGUCUCCAUGUUCAACGAGCACUGCGACAUCCUCAAAGCCGCAGGAAAGUACCCCGUGCACACACAAGACUGGUGGAAUUUCGUCCGCCUUCUGGAAAGGCGCGCGACGGCGCAGGGCGACGUCAUCCAGCACCUAUCCGACAUGAUGGGCAAAGACUAUGCUACCGGCCUGCCCCCGCCAGAAGACAGUCUCAGGAGAUGGGGGCAGCAUUACUUCAAAUCUGGUGGUGGUGGUGACGACGACCGCGACGAUGAUGACGAUGACGACGGUGUGGCCACCCCGACCGAGGAGAACCCCGGGCCAUUCCCUGCCCCCUCCUCGACAAAUAACCGGGAGGCCGAGGCGGCCGCGAUCCAGGAAUCGAUGGCCCUGGCUGCCCAGCCGCUCCCCGAGGCGGAGCUCUCUCCAGCCUACUCACUACGUCCCACUCAGGCUCCGGCUCCUGCUCAGGCUCCGGCUCCUGCUCAGGCUCCGGCUCCUGCUCAGGCUCCGGCUCCCGCUCAGGCUCCGGCUCCCGCUCAGGCUCCGGCUCCCGCUCAGGCUCCCGCCCCGGACCACCUCAGGUUGCGCUCAGGGGAGAGUGAGCAGACCGCGGUCAGUGACUUCUUCGUACAUUCCCAGAUGACGGAGAACAUAAUAUACCGCCUGAUGCAGACCCAGCAGGAGCACAUGAACUCGGUGAGCAAGUCGCUCGACAAGAUGAAGGACGUCGAGAGGAUCAAGUGGAACGAGCUCCUGAAGCUCCAGCGGGAGCAGCAGGAGAAGGCGAAGCAGGACCAGCAGCGCAUGCAGGAGGCCGUGGACCGGUUCAUCGGCCACAGCCGGCAGUCCAGCGAGGUUUUCACGCGCUCGGUGAAGGACUUGGCUGGGAGGAAGGACACGGUGGGCCAGGAGGCUGUGCAAGCACUUAAAGCCCAGCAGGCGCGCUUCCAGGAGCAGAAUGGGGCGCUUGCUCAGGCGGUGGAAGGGGUGAGGGCGCUUUGCGAGAGUUUGAAGAGUCGGUUCGAGGCGAAUGCCGAGGCGCAGCGAAAUAUGGAGGUGCAGCGGGAGAGGGAGAGGAAGAAAGAGAGGGAGCAGGAUCUAAAGAGGGAGAAGGAGAGGGAGAGAGUGUGGCAGAUGGAACGAGAGAGAGAGCGGGAGAGGGAAAAGGAGAGGGAAAAGGAGAGGGAAAAGGAGAGGGAAAAGGAGAGGGAAAAGGAGAGGGAAAAGGAGAGGGAAAAGGAGAGGGAACGAGAGAGAGAACGAGAAAGAGAACGAGAGAGAGAACGAGAGAAGGAGAAGCAGAGGGAACAAGAGAGGGAGACGACGAGACAAAUGUCUGCCGCCGAAGUUGUUGCUUCUCCUCAACAACCCCAGCAAGUCCAUCAGCAUCACACACUGGCAUCGGGGCCCGAGACGUGCCUCCGAGGACGGUUGGGGGGGGCGAAGAAGCACAAGCACAGCAGCCUCCAUGUCCAUCUCCAGUUCGACCUCUGA